AUGGCUGACGCUGGGAAAGUACUAGAGGAUAUCGACGGUUUUGACAAACAAAAAUUACGACAUGUUGAGACUGAAGAAAAAGUCGUAUUGCCAAACAAAGAAGUUAUUGAGAAGGAGAAAACUGAGAAGCAGCUGCUACAAGAGAUCGAAACACCACAUUCUUUGAAGCGUACCUCAACAAAGGAAAAGAACCCUCUUCCUACCAAGGAAGACAUUGCUGCGGAAAAAGCUAUCCAUUGA
Molecule: messenger RNA, 240 nt
Organism: Schistosoma spindalis
Lineage: Eukaryota; Metazoa; Platyhelminthes; Trematoda; Strigeidida; Schistosomatidae
Source: the annotation of a GenBank genome assembly